Molecule: messenger RNA, 591 nt
Organism: Hermetia illucens (black soldier fly)
Lineage: Eukaryota; Metazoa; Arthropoda; Insecta; Diptera; Stratiomyidae
Exons: 2
Coding region: 104-475 (123 amino acids)
Molecular function (GO): odorant binding
Source: RefSeq, a predicted model, not a curated record
GUUGAAGUAAUAUAAAAGUAGACAGUCCUCAAAAUUUAAAUCAGUACUGAAAACCAGUCUGGAGUGAGACAUCUACUUGUUAAAAACCCACAGAACCUUCAGCAUGAAGUUGUUAAUCUUCCUUUUUGCAAUCUUUGUGUUUGUUGCCGCCCACUGGGAACCGAGAAGCAAGGAACAGCAUGACAAAGACGGUGAAGCGUGCUUUAAAUCUGAGGUCAUUCAUGGAGACAUGAUUGAUUACGAGACUAAAUGCUUUUUGCGGUGUGUCCUAAUGAAAAACAAUGUCUGGAAUGAUACCACAGGAUACAAUGUGGAGAGGGCAUAUAAUGAAGCCACUCACAUUGGACUAAGGGCAUCAAAGGAAGGUUUGACCGAGUGCAAUAGUGAUGACAAGAAGGAUAAGGAUCCUUGCCUAUGGGUCAACAAUAUUUUGAGAUGUGCUUAUGAGCACAAUUAUAUGAAACCGAAUUUUUAGACAGUGCAAACCGUGCUCAUAUUUUAAAGAACCAACUGUGUAUGUGCCUUUCUAUAAUUGUGUCUCUGCAAUAAAGUUUAGCUAAAGAUACAAUACUGAAGCUGAAUUACCCUAAA